Messenger RNA from Exophiala spinifera, 1266 nucleotides. RefSeq lists its product as uncharacterized. The record is from RefSeq and is a predicted model, not a curated record. Gene Ontology annotation, molecular function: acyltransferase activity. The transcript has 2 exons. Lineage: Eukaryota; Fungi; Ascomycota; Eurotiomycetes; Chaetothyriales; Herpotrichiellaceae. Bases 1 to 1266 code for a protein of 421 amino acids. Gene Ontology annotation, cellular component: endomembrane system.
AUGACAGAAGACACUCUCCGGAGCCGGACGGUGCGCUCAGCGGUCACGACAGGACCCAAAGACACCGCAGACGGUGGUGCGGUGGCUCCGAAAGAAGAACCACAUCCAGCCGGGGAAGUCAAGUACGGCACUCUCAGCCAGAUACUUCGUGCUCUUCUCCUCUUGACGUGGUUCAACUGCGGCUGCGUCUCAAUCAACGUGACUCAAUUCCUGGGUGCGCCACUCUAUUGGUGGAACAAAGACUAUUACUAUGCAUACAUGGCCUUGACCAAGCAGUCUUUCGGGGUGAUGGGCAUUGCUGGGACGAGAUGGUUUGCAUCCACCAAAGUCAGAGUGAGUUGGGACAAAGACCUACGGGGACAGUUCUCCAAGAACAAGUCCGGCAGACUGGAAACGUCUUUCCCAGAAAGACUCGUUUACAUCGCCAAUCACCAAGUCUACACCGAAUGGCUGUAUCUCUGGUGGAUAGCCUAUACCAGUCGGAUGCAUGGCCAUAUCUUCAUCAUUUUGAAGGAAUCUCUCAAAUAUGUCCCUGUGCUAGGCCCCGGGAUGAUGUUCUACGGGUUUAUCUUCAUGGCACGUAAAUGGAUCCAGGACAAGCCCCGUCUACAGCAUCGACUAGAGAAGUUGAAGACGCGUCACGGCGGUCCCAUGUCCGGCUCCUCAGGUCUCGACCCAAUGUGGUUGCUGAUAUUCCCAGAGGGAACCAAUCUUGCAAGAAACACGAAGAGGAAAAGCCUCGAAUGGGCCGAGAAGCAAGGCAUCCCUGACAUGAAACACCUCCUCCUUCCCCGAAGUACAGGUCUAUUCUUCUGUCUUCAACAAUUGCAAGGUACAGUCGACUGGGUCUACGAUUGUACCAUUGCAUACGAGGGAACCCCGAAAGGAGGCUUUGCCCCAGAGUUUUUCACAAUCCGCUCGACAUACCUCCAAGGACGCCCGCCAAAGUGUGUCAACAUGCAUUGGCGUCGAUUUGCCGUGUCUUCUAUUCCCCUCUCUGACGCCAAAGAGUUCGAAGCCUGGUUGAUGGAUCGGUGGCGGGAAAAGGACGAGCUCCUCGAACAGUGGUAUGACACUGGUCGAUUCCCUGCCGAUUCCGAUUCCGCGGACACCACCAAAGGCAUCUCGAAGGAAGGAUACAUCGAAACCGAAAUGACCCUCAACAGCUGGAUGGAAAUCGGACAGAUUUUUGUCGUGCUAGCCUCGGUUGCUCUGAUGGCCAACGUGGCGGUGAAGGCACUCGCCAUCUUUAGAGUCUUGAAGUGA